AUGUUCAUGCUACUGAGAUUGCUGGUAAUAUCAGUGAUAUUCCAGUAUUGCUCUGCUGAUUUGCCAGAUCAUACAAUUGAUAUCCAAUUGGCUGGCAACUGGAAGAAGACACCAUUUGCCUUGAACUUGAUUGAGUCAGCGUCAAAUGAAAACGAAUCCUACUUUUUACCAGCUGUUUCCAUAAUUUUGGGGGUAUCCUUGCCAUCUGGUGAUAAUGAUGAUUUCGACGAAACAGAGCUCUCUCUGGAAGACAUCUCCGAACUGUCUGAUGAACAAGCGUAUCUGAACGUUUUCAAACUCCUGAAAAAUGACUUCGAGAGGGCCUCUUUCAAUGUUAGCCUGUCCUCGAGGUUAUUUUCUCCGAGGAUCCAAGCACAAUACAGUCAUUACACUCAGACAGCACAGUCUUCUGCCCGGACUGCAUGUGGAUCCGACUCAUCAUCCUGGGCAGUACUCAAUGGUGAGUUUUAUUGUCAUCCAGAUGAUGUAUUUGCACUCAAGACAACGGGUUCAUCCUCUAUGGAACUUUUGCCAUUUGACAGGGUUGUUGGAGAUAAGAAUAAACCAACCGUUGAACUAUACGGUGACUAUAGGUCUGCCAGUUUCAAGCAAUUCUUCCUCAACCUGUAUAUAUCUGCUCGAGCCGGGAAAAUAAGCUUUGUGUGGAGGUACCUUCCUGAUCUGAGUGCUGAUGAGCCCGAAUAUCUCAACUCCUAUGGCGUGGACUUGACUCUUAAAAGAACUGACUACAUUGUCAUUGAUGAUAGGAAGUUUGAUAACCAGGUCACGGCAGGCUCCAAGAAAGCAGAAGAUGCGAAUGAUUACAUUGAUGAUAUCCCUCCUUUGAACAAAGAGCAUAUUCCUGAUUUGGCUCUGAAGCUCACAAGCCAUGUUCUUUCCACUUCAAACUCAGAUGCCGAUAGACUCAAGGUCUUGCGGGAUCUGGUUCAAGACUUUCCCAAGUAUUCGUCCAAAAUUGCUCAAAGUGGUGAUGAUUACGCAAGUAUUCUGGGUGCAGUCAAUGAGAACUUGAAAGUUCCCGUCCCUGACGGACUUUACAUCAAUGGUGUGCCUGUUCCUGAAAAGAAACUGAACCCUCUCAAAAUCAUGUCAGUUCUUAAAAGGGAGUUGGGCUUACAGGAUUUGUUGUCCAGGUUAAUGGGUUCAGCUGCUAAUGCUGCUAACUUAUCAGAGGAACUUUCAGGUCGUUUGAAUGAGUUCACAGGCUCGGUUGUCAGGUACGAUGUUUCGUCCAUUGAGGGUGCCAUUGUAUACCUCAACAAUAUUGAGAAAGACCCCCAAUACGAGCACUACUCAACUUCCAGAGACUCAUAUGGUGAUCUUCAACCAGGUGUUUUCCCUCCAGUGAAGGAAAAUGUUCAUGAUCUGGUAUUUGCAAUCAACCUCUCGGAUCCUGCUCAGCUGUACUACUUCUUACAAACAGUGACAGCCAUAUUGAACAGGUCCGUUCCCCAAAGAGUCGGCGUUCUGCCGUUGAUUCAAAGUGAGGCUGACGAAAUCAUUGCCAACCAGUUCUUAUAUGCCUGUAACGUAUAUGGCUUGAGAAAUGGUAUUAGCUUCCUGAUCAACCUGAAUGAGGAAGUCUUCUCAAAAGGACUGGAAACUAUUUCGCUGUCUGACUUGUACCUCUUAGACAUACCGGAAAACUAUGAUUUUGACGCUUUGCUUUCUCAUAACAGGAGAUUCCAGAAUCGUUUCAAGAUUGACUCUCCUCAUAUAUUGGUUAAUGGUGUGUUCUACUCGUUGCUAAACCCCAGAUGGCAGUACAUGAUAAAUUCCCAGGUUUCGUAUGAUAUAAACUUGUUGCACUCGGCCUAUUUGGAGGGCUCAAUUCCAGAUGGGAUGUCCUUGAGAGCUUACUUGCUAUCUGGAAGCAGGUCCCACAGAAAUACUUUCAUUGCGCCUGAUCAAGGCAAUGCCGAAAACUUUGAGUUUUUGACUUACACCAGUGAAGGAGCUCGUGAGGAAAUACUUCGUGCUGUUCAGGACGACAAAAUUCAUUCUUUCGAGAAGCUCAUCGAGAAUAUACCAUCUGAUACACUAUGGUUCAUUGGCUCGCUCAAAAAUCCACAAGUCGCUGCACAGUUGAGGAACAUUGCAGAUUGGUUUGAGAGCUCGGCAUCUGAUAAUGUACGUGCUCUGAUAGUGAAUACUGAUCUUGAAAAAGCUUCUCCAUCGGGCAAAAUUUCAGAUUUACUUCAUGGUAUUUCGUCUGGGGACGUUCAUUUGGACAGAGAGGUUGUUCAGCUCGUUGAAUCGACUCUAGGUCUCGAAGUUCAAGCCGAAAGUGCUUUCAUUUUGUUCGCUGGAAGACUCAUCGAUCUCAAGAGCAAACUGCUUGACGUAAAUGAUCUCAGUCUGCUCAAAGAGUUUGAGGAAGAGCACAGAUUGGCUUUCAUCAGAGACAUAUCAGCUGGUAUACCUUCAGUUACGUCUUCUGCUGACGUCUUUGAGCACUUUGUUAUGCUACUCACUCAGACCUACUACUACAAACAGACCGAUUACAUUAGCGGUGGACUACCUCCACGCUACAAAAUCUCUGAUCUCAACACGAAGACGAGUCUACGAGUAGGUUCAGACGAAUCCAGCAUUCAAGUUACGAUUGUCUUGGAUCCCAUCACUGAGUAUUCCCAGAAGUUGCUUGCAAUAUCGACCAUGUUCCAGGAAAUGCCUUUUGUGUCUCUCAAAGUCAUUUUGAGACCUCACUCCGAUCUGGAAGAUAUACCUAUCAAAAGGUUUUUUAGAGGAGUUUAUGAUUACCGGUUAGUAUUUGACAAAGAGACGGGCGCUAUUGAUGAGUCCUCCAAACGAGCUUUGUUCGAAUCAGUCCCAGAUAAGACUCUCUUCACUUUGGAUAUUGAUGCCCCUCCGUCUUGGAUCGUGAUGAUCAAAGAAGCCAAUGCAGAUUUGGAUAACGUGAAACUUGAACUCUCAGGACCCGUUAGUGGGCUUUACGAGCUAAAGAACAUUUUGAUAGAAGGUCACUCUUUCGAAACGGGAUCCGAAGACUCUCCAUCCAUGGGUAUGGUUGUCGAUCUGCGUCAAAACGGUGAACUUUACUCUGAUACCAACAUCAUGGCCAAUCUGGGUUACUUCCAGUUGAAGGCAAACCCUGGUUUGUGGGAGUUCUCGAUAAAGGAUGGUACUCCCAGCUCCGAUCUAUACUCGUUGCUAGAAGUCACUAAGGAGUACUCUGCUAACGUGAAGGCACUGACACCAAAGCGUGUUGAAAACUUGGCGAUACUAGACUUGUCAGGAUUAGUUGUUUAUGUUAAAGUUUCGAAGAAGCCUGGCAAAGAAAAUGAAUCUCUUAUUUCGUUGGAUCAACCAGAAGGUACAACUGGGGGCUCUCUGAUCAAUAAAGGGUUUGGCUUCCUGAAAGGUGCUUUUGACAGAACGCAAAAGACCAAACAGGCUGAUAUCAAUAUAUUCACUGUUGCCAGUGGUCAUCUAUAUGAAAGAUUUCUUGGUAUCAUGACAGCUUCAGUGAGGAGACAUACCGGUCACACGGUCAAGUUCUGGCUCAUAGAAAAUUACAUGUCCCCAUUGUUGAAAAAGAGUUUGCCUAUUCUUGCAGAAGAGUAUGAUUUCCAGUAUGAACUGAUCACUUAUAAAUGGCCAAUUUGGUUGAGAUCCCAAAGAGAGAAACAGCGUACCAUAUGGGGAUACAAAAUCCUCUUUCUGGACGUUCUUUUCCCUCAGGACCUGGAUAAGGUGAUUUUUGUUGAUUCCGAUCAAAUCGUACGCACUGACCUCAAGGAGCUGGUUGACCUCGAUCUAGAGGGUGCAGCCUACGGAUAUACUCCAAUGUGCGAUUCCAGAACUGAGAUGGAAGGGUUCCGUUUCUGGAAGCAGGGUUACUGGAAGAACCUGCUAGGCGAAAACCUGAAGUAUCACAUUAGUGCCUUGUACGUUAUUGAUUUGAAAAAGUUCAGAGAGUUAGCUGCAGGUGACCGUCUCCGCCAGCAUUACCAGACGUUAUCUGCUGAUCCCAACUCACUCUCCAACCUUGAUCAAGAUCUUCCAAACAACUUGCAGCAUAUAAUCAAAAUUCACUCGUUGCCUCAGGAAUGGUUAUGGUGCGAGACAUGGUGUAACGAUGAGAGCUUGAAAAAAGCAAAAACCAUUGAUCUGUGCAAUAACCCUCUUACAAAGGAACCAAAACUGGAUAGAGCUCGCAGACAGAUCCCUGAGUGGACUGAGUAUGACGACGCCAUCACCAACUUGCUGAAUCAGCGUCUUUUUGGAAAGGACGAGCAGUCAGAGAAUACCCAUGACGAGUUAUAG
This is a messenger RNA of Kuraishia capsulata CBS 1993, 4308 nucleotides long. RefSeq lists its product as uncharacterized. Gene Ontology annotation, cellular component: endoplasmic reticulum. The transcript has 2 exons. The coding region runs from base 1 to 4308 and encodes 1435 amino acids. Gene Ontology annotation, molecular function: UDP-glucose:glycoprotein glucosyltransferase activity. The record is from RefSeq and is a predicted model, not a curated record. Lineage: Eukaryota; Fungi; Ascomycota; Pichiomycetes; Pichiales; Pichiaceae.